Seminavis robusta is the source of this 1215-nucleotide messenger RNA. Lineage: Eukaryota; Bacillariophyta; Bacillariophyceae; Naviculales; Naviculaceae. The record is from the annotation of a GenBank genome assembly.
CAUCUCCAUCGUCUUUUGUCGUGCUCUUCCUUUCACAGAUGCAAGGAUAAGCACAAGUGUUUCCUCCUCUUGGCAGUGACCGUCGUGGCUUUCUUGUGGUUUCAGAACUGAAGUUCGAGCCAGAUGGAGACAACGAGCAAGAAGAAGAAGAAGCAACUGGGGUCCAACCAAGUCUUGCCAACGGAUACCAUUGCCGAGACGGUGGCUAAUCAAUACAACGUGGGAACACCCAUCCAGUGCCAGCUGAUUCGAGCUGGCUUUAACCACAACUAUGUCGUAGAGAUGGAAAACCAGACAAAGUAUGUCUUGCGUGUGUAUCUGAAUGACAAGUAUUACAUACAGAGCCCGGAUGACUUUCGAUUCGAAUUGGAAAUGACAGACUACUUGGCCACACAACACGGUAUUCCCACUGUGAGACCCAUCCAGUCCAACACGGGGGAUUGGUUGAGCCACAUCCAAUUUGAGAAUGACAAUGGAACGACGCACACACGACACGCGGCUCUGUUCGAAUUUGCCCAGGGGAUCGAAGCGGAAGAGAUGCAAUUCACACCCGCCCACUACCACAUUUUGGGGGAGUUGCAAGCGCGGAUGCACCAAGCCUUGGAUGAAUAUCCAAAUUCCAAUCAGUACCAGCGAUACCAUCAAGAUGUAUCCACCUAUCUACUUCACAAACCAUUGGAGAUUCUGCAGCAAGAACUCUCCAAGUGCAACAGCAACAAUAAGGAGACUCAGAACAAUCAUCUAGACUUUUUCCAACCCACAGCCCAAGCCAUGCGGGAUCUAUUGACAUUGACUCUCAAGAAAGAAACACCCUACUACGGAUUGAUUCAUGGGGACUUGCAUCCGGGAAAUCUCUUUUGGGACGACACCACACAAACCUUUACCGUCAUUGAUUGGGAUCAUUCGUCGUACGGGUGGAGGAUCUACGACGCGGCGGCCAUGAUUCGCUCCGACGGGAUCCCAUUCUUUCUCACGGGAUAUCAAACCGUCCGCCCCUUUUCCACCCAAGAGAAACGAUUGAUACCACUCUUUCGCAUGCUCCGUCAGAUUUGGGAUUUUGGAGACAUCUUGGCAUUUCAACCGUUGUGGGAAGAAGAGCCGACCGAAGAAGAAACGAAGCAGCAGCUCGAAAAGUAUCUGGAACGGCUUCAUGACAUUGCCAAAAAGUUUCAAGAAAUGUACGGCAACGAGUACGAUCAAAAAGGGGCACACUAA